Mugil cephalus (flathead mullet) is the source of this 2578-nucleotide messenger RNA. RefSeq names its product TBC1 domain family, member 19 (gene tbc1d19). The coding region runs from base 194 to 1861 and encodes 555 amino acids. Lineage: Eukaryota; Metazoa; Chordata; Actinopteri; Mugiliformes; Mugilidae. The transcript is spliced from 20 exons. The record is from RefSeq and is a predicted model, not a curated record.
AAUAUCAUCGGAACUGCUUCUGAGGUCGGAGCCACACUUCCGGUUUCUUGUUUCCCCGGCACGCACGCGCUGACCAGUUGCUAAGUAACCUCUGCAGGGGGUUGCGUCGCUACGUCGCUGGAUGCUGAUGCUGGUGCAGCUAAAAUAAAACCAAACCACGCCGCGUCGGACGCCAAAACUUUGAACCGGGAGGAUGAACGAGGGCGCGGACUUGUCUCUGACCAUCGCUCACAUCGUCCAGCGGCUCAAAGGAAGCCAUUUACACUCUCAGAUAGAGAGGCAAGCCAAAGAGUGUUUACAUCAACCUGAGAUAAAAUUGGAGUCUUUAAAAGAGGACGUACGCAGUUUUCUCAAAACGUCAGGUUGGGAAAAAAGGCUGCAGAAUGCAGUCUAUAGAGAACUGCACAUCCAGCUGCCUCCGAGCCUUCCCACGGCUCCUCCGGAGCAUCUGAAGGAGCCGCUGGCCUACAUGCGCAACGCCCAGGCCAGCUGGGAGAAGCGUGUCCUCAAAAGCCUGAACAGCAUGAGCACGGAGCUCGGACUGCCUCUGGCUCGCAUGAGGCCUGCUGCGGAGCAGAAGGAGCUCACCAGCAAAUGGAACGAGAUGGGCACGGAUGAACCAGAACUGGCUCGCGUCAGGCCCGUCUACGCCCCCAAAGACUUUCUGGAGGUGUUAAUCAGUCUGCGGAACCCCAACCACGACAGCAGCGAGGACGUCGGCGUCCGAAGCCACUGGGGCCUCAUCCAGGUUCCGCUCAACGUCAGGGACAUCCCACAGCUGAGACGGGCCUACUCCGAGCUGAACCUGACCACUGGGCAGCUGGGGAUUGACGACCACGCGCACAUUCAUCCAGACUUGUUUGAAAACGAGUACGUUCAAAUCGGGAAAAAAGUGGUGGUGGAGCAGGACAGCGCUGCGGCGCAGCAGUACAGCAGGCAGGGCUGCCCCACCGGGCUCCGUGCGGACCUGUGGGCCCUCAUCCUCAACUCCACAAACCAGCCACAGGAUGUGAUGCACUACGAGCAGCUAAAGGCUGGAGUCAUCCAACAUGACCUGCUAGUGGACAACCUCAUCUAUAAGGACGUGAAGCUCACCGCCAGUAAUGACGACUACUACUUCGUGUUUGAAGACUUCCUCUAUCAGGUGCUGCUGUGUUUCUCCCGUGACACCGCCGUCUUGGAUCACUUCAAAUACAACAGUGCCACUCCUCCCAAAUCCUACAUCCAGGGGAAAGCGGGAGACGAGGAGUGCGCCGUUGUUUACCCGCCCAACGGUGUCAUCCCCUUUCACGGGUUUUCCAUGUACGGUGAGUGUGCCCUCUUCCCGCUCCGCCGUGCUACUCGCUACUACGCUGAUCAGGAUGUAACAGGAAGUUUGUGCAUGUUUGUCCCCCCAGUGGCGCCUUUGUGCUUCCUGUACAACGAGCCGUCCAAACUGUACAGCGUAUUCAGGGAGAUGUACAUCCGCUACUUCUUCAGGCUGCACUCCAUCUCGUCCUCUCCUUCCGGCAUCGUGUCCCUGUGCCUGCAGUUCGAGCGGCUGCUGCAGACCCACCUCCCCCAGCUCUUCUAUCACCUCCGACAGAUCGGGGCCCAGCCGUUGCGUAUAGCCUUUAAGUGGAUGGUGCGGGCCUUUUCUGGCUACCUCUCCACCGAUCAGCUGCUCCUCCUCUGGGAUCGAAUCCUCGGGUACGACUCACUGGAGGUCGUCGCAGUCCUGGCAGCUGCCGUGUUCGCCUUUCGCGCCGAGAACCUGAUGGAGGUGACGUCGCUGGCCUCGGCCGAGGCCGUCCUCGCCGACCUCUCGACCCUGAAGGUCAUGCCGCUCAUCCAGAUCUUCCUCUUCGCCACGGCCAUCUGAAGAACGCUCGGAGAGAAUGCUCGGAGAGCCACGAGGGCGAAGCUAAAGUGGCGAAGCCUUGCACCGGUUCAAGCAAAAAGCCAAACACCGUCUUUAGCAUGUGUGCACCACAAAUAGUCAAUACUCAAUAUCAUGUUUUCAGAUAUUAUACAGUACGUAGGUAUAGCAAAGACACGCACAGGCUAAGCUAGCCUCCUUAAGCCAUACGCUCUGCAGAGAAGACGAUCUGCAGUGUUCGGAUCAGCCGGGGAGCUGAUUAGUGAGUUGCUCCGAGCGGUAAUUGUAUCGCGACGGAACAAACAGUAUCGUCUCCACGCUCGGCCAAUCAAGUGUUAAUUAGCUCGUGCAAUUUAUUCUGCUCUGUGACUCCUGCGCGUUAUAAUGCUGUUAGAUAAAUGCCGUUGCUGAUGAAUGAGGGGACUGGAAGCGCCGGCCUGUGCCAGCGUCUUCAGACGCUGUUGCUCGCGUAACGUAUUUAUGAAGGAAUCACGUGUUACCGCACCCUUAAGAGACAUUUAGCACCUUCAGUGCCAAUGUGUGUUUUACGUUAAUGUCAACAUUUCGUGUUUGGGUUUCAGUUUCAAAUCAUGUGCUUUCUGAAUGUGUUCACCCGUUCUGUAAUGCCUUUUUAAAUACCUCAUUAAUAAUAGUAUUCUUUGUACUAGUGCUUCCCUGCAAACCUAAUGAAAUAAAGUUUUGUUGCAUUAAUGACUUUGA